AUGCUGAACAUACAUGCGACCACGCACGCUGCGGCCCCCAGGGAGCCAUACAUGAAUGCUAAGAUGGAGAAACUCAAGCGCCCCUCCAUAGCGUUGGCAGGGACGGCUGAGACCUGGUCAUACUUUCUAACCCGCUGGGGUGAAUACAAGAGGGGGACUAAAUUGAUCGGAUCUGACAUUGUUACACAACUACUAGAGUGCUGUGAGGAAGAUCUGAGGAAGGACCUCACCCGCGCAGCAGGCAAGAGUCUAGUGGACAGUGAGGAAGAGGAUGUCCUCUCUGCCAUGAGGGCACUCGCUGUGCGUGCAGAGAACACAAUGGUAGCUCGGGUGACCCUGUCUAACAUGCGACAGGGACACGAAGAACCCAUCCGAUCAUUCUACGCUCGCUUGAAAGGGCAGGCGGACACAUGUAAAUAUGAAAUGAAUUGCACCAAAGAAGGGUGCAACCAAGUCAAUGACUUCACAGAGGACAUACUGCGCGACGUAAUCGCCCGUGGCAUAGCAGACCAGGAAAUACAGCUUGAUCUGCUUGGCGAGAAAAAUCAAAAUAUGCCAUUGAGGGACAUGAUAGAAUACAUCGAAGCUAAAGAGUCAGGAAAGCGCUCAGCAUCACGGCUACUUGGUCCCCAGAGCACAGACGCAGUCAGCAGCUCGUACCGACGAGGGAAGCAGCAGGACACCCGUACCAAAGGGGGCACCAGGACAGAGACAUCAAAGGUCAAGCCUGAGGGGACGUGCAUCUACUGCGGCGAGACAGGCCAUGGAAAAACACCACAGUGGCGCACCAGGCGUGCUGAAUGCCCCGCAUAUGGCAAGACAUGUCGAAAAUGCAGUCGUCAGAACCACUUUGACAAGGCCUGCUUAGGUGGUCGUUCGCCUAGGCCCCCACCAGAGGAGACUGAUGGGGUGUGUGACGAACAGCAGACGGCCGCAUUCGUCGAGCUAUGCACGCUGACUGCAAGUAGCUCUAACGACAAGAUACGCACACUUCCCCUCGCCCACCACCUGUAUGAUGAUAUGUGCGAUAAGUGGACGAGGCGGCCAUCCAACCCACAGCCAUACAUCCACCUCACCAUCACCAUCGAACGCGAGGAUUACAAAGCGCUGGGCCUCGACCUUCAGAAACGCACCCGGGCCGUGACCCUGCCUGCCAUGGCUGACACAGGGUGCCAGAGCUGUCUAAUCGGUGUCAAAGUCGCCCAACGGCUGGGACUAAGUACAGAAGACCUUAUUCCCGUGUCCAUGACGAUGAAGGCCGCAAACGAUGAGGGAAUACGGAUUCUCGGGGCCGCCGUCGUCAGGUUCGCUGGUACCAGCAGCGACGCCCGUAGAUUGGAGACGCGCCAAAUCGCAUACGUGACAGACACCUCAGACCGUAUAUUCCUUUCUCGUACGGCCUGUGUAGACCUGGGCAUGAUCUCAGACAAGUUUCCAACGCUCGGGGAGGUCAACCUGGCGACCUCGGACCCAUGUGACUGCCCGCAACGCGCGGAGCCCCCAACCAGACCGACUACGCUCCCCAUGCCGGCCACUGAAGCUAACAGAGAGGCUCUACGGAAACACCUACUGGGGCUAUACGCUCAGAGCACAUUCAAUACGAACCUCAAGGAAAAGACCCUGCGCUAUCGCUUCCGCAUCGUACACGUGCCGGGGAUGAAGAACAGGGCCGCGGAUGCCAUGUCGCGUAGGCCGGUCGGCACGCUGUGCCCGUCACCCAUGGAUUUGCCGGACGACAAUGCUGCCAUGGUGACCCACCUCUCGCCCAGCACACACGCUGAUGUCCUGUCCCUUAUACGACUGACAGGGCCAGUAAACGACGAAGUUGAGGAAGGAGACCUGACCUGGUGCGCUGCUGGGCUUGAAUCGCUGCGGUCCGUGACGUGGGAUCGCGUCAAGGAGGCCACCUGCAGCGACGACGACAUGCGUGCACUGGAGGAGAUAGCAGCGGACGGCUUCCCCGAGUCGAGGACAGGAAUGCCGGUGGCCAUUCGCAACUUCCACCAAUACCGCGAAGACAUUACAUCUGCUGAUGGGGUGGUCCUGUACAAGGACAGAGUGAUCAUUCCACCCUCGCUCCGUGGUGAGUCGUGUGUGCAGCCCGGUGACACCUGUGGUGGAGUCUGGGCCCACCCCGCCGCCGACACAUCCACCUGCGGGCUCUCCCCGCCGCGGUUUGCGGCCAGUUUCCCUCAUGCCUGCGGUGCCAGCCCGGGACAUCCCUUGUACUCCGCCACCGGACUCUGUGGCCCCCUUGGCCCCUUCGCCGCCGGCUGCGUCGCCAGCUACGGGGUUACGCCGGUCCACCAGGAAAGCCGGUUGAAAGCAAAGAUGGCGGACGAUCUCGACAGAGUGCGAAUCUCUGCAGCAGAACUCCGAGCGCAAGUGACACAUUCAGGCAAAACCAGCAGCAGUCAGCGAGUACAAGAUGACGAUUUAACGGACAGACAGCAGAAGCCACAGAAGUCCCAUAAGAAGCGUGACGUAAAGAGGCCAGAUCUACAGCGAUAUUACCCCUCAGGAGGGCGCCGCCAUCAAGACGGCGAGGAAGGAGAUCUGCUCGAGGACCAUGACCCAGUAGAAUCGCACAAACUGCCCAAAGGGAGCAGAAAGAUGGCGGACAGUCAGGAGAGCACAGAUGGAGGAGCUGUUUCGAACAAAAGAAAUGAUGACAGAGUGAGAGAUAGAGCGGUGGCAAGAGACAAUCAAAAGUCCACGGCCAACUCAAAGCGUUACUCCAAAACCGACAUGAGACGCUCCCGAAAUCGAACGUACAGCAGCAGCUCUGCCAGCAGCGUGGCCAGUCUCGACUGUCCCGGGGCGGCUGCGGCUUCCAGGAGGCGACCGAAGCACAAAGAGAAUCACAACAAGAUGGCGGUUUUAAACAAAGAAGGCCGCAGGCGCCAUUUGCGAAGCUGGACCACCAACGGAGACUCUGACACCGAAUCUCUUGAUGGUAGCGAGAACAGCGACGUGGCGGAGGACAGAAGGAGGGCGGCUGUUGAGCGUUCGGCAGAGAGGCCGAGAAGCGAUAGAAAUGCAUCGAACAGGAAUAAAGAAGCAACUAGAGGCGUGCUAAAAGUGCCAUUCGAGAAACAGACAAUAAUCGCUGCGUCGCCGACUGACCACCGCAAACUCGCCAUGGCUCCACGCGCCAGAGGAGGUGGGAUUCUCGUGCUCCCGUCCCGCACCGACAUAUCCCAGCAGGCGGAAGUCGGGCAGAGACUUUUCGGCGGGAUUCGAGGAGGCGUAGGAGGAGGAGUGCCGUCCCGAAGCAGAGGAGGCAGAGGCGGUGGGGUGAGGAGACUGUGGGACCCCAAUAACCCGGACCAGAAACCAGCGUUCGCCAACACCCAGCAGCAGCAACAGCAGCAGCUAUCGUCGCAUCAACAACACGCAUAUUUUCAGACGGGAACAGGCCACGCCCAGCUCCACUUCCUGGACACGGACGAUGAAGUGGCAGGUAGCCCCCCGGUCCAGCAGCAGCAAGAAGGAUUUCGGUCCCCUCAAGCUACAGCCAUGGCUUAUUACAAGUUUCAAAACUCGGAUAACCCCUACGGCUUUCCGGUCUCCGCCAACAACCCCACGGUGACCAGCAACCAGCGCUACGCCUAUCCCUACGCGGGGCCGUACCAGGUGGCUAACGACGCGUACGCUGGUGUGGGGCAGCCGUUCGUGGGGCAGUAUAGAGGGGGGAGCGUGACGUACGAGGAGGCGGAACAGCAGGCCAGAGGGGAGAUGUGGCGGCUGCUGAGGGCGGCGGACGCGCAUGAGGUGCAACUGGGGAACCUCCUGUCCCGCGACCGGAUGAGCACAGACGGACUGAAUCGCAUGGGUCAGCUCAGGGCAGACCUCUUGUCCCUUUACGAACAGAUGAUUCUCUCAGAUAUUGAGUUUUCUGAUUCUCAAAACGUGGACCAGGCCCUUUGGAAAAACGUCUUCUAUCAAGUCAUUGAACGUUUUCGCCAACUGCUGAAAGACCCGAACCACGAGAGCAACCCCAGCACCAGGAACACUCUGCUCACGCUGCUCGACGAGGGAGCUCUGUUCUUCGACACCCUGCUCCAGAAACUGCAGAGCGUGUAUCAGUUUAAGCUGGAGGACUACAUGGACGGUGUGGCCAUAAGAGCCAGACCUCUGCGGAAAGUGGUAAAGUAUGCUCUGAUCAGUGCCCAGCGAUGUAUGAUCUGCCAAGGCGACAUCGCACGCUACCGAGAACAGGCCAGCGACUCCACAAACUACGGCAAAGCUCGCAGUUGGUAUCUCAAGGCUCAGCAGAUUGCUCCUAAAAAUGGCCGCCCGUACAACCAGCUCGCUCUGUUGGCGGUCUAUACGAAAAGGAAGUUGGACGCUGUGUAUUACUACAUGCGGAGCUUGGCGGCCUCUAACCCAAUCCUGACGGCGAAGGAGAGUCUCAUGAGUUUGUUUGAAGAGGCUAAGCGCAAGGCAGAGCAGCUGGAGAGGAAGAGGAAGCAGGAGUGUGACGAUGGUUCCAGGGGUCCCACAGUGAAGGGCAGGGGCAGAGAGGACCGCAGCCGAGUGGAGAUCUGGAUCCGACCCACGGCUCAGACUUCGGGCCCGUCCCACCGCGGGGGGAGCGAGUCCAGCAGAGACUCUGAGCAGGAUGGAGAGCUGGGAACUCUGAGCACGGGGGAUCUGAAUAAAAGGUUUAUUCUGAGUUUCCUGCACGCUCACGGGAAGCUCUUCACUAAAGUGGGAAUGGAGUCCUUCGCUGCGGUGGCUGCUCGUGUCCUUCAGGACUUCCGGACUCUCCUCCAUCACAGCCCCUCAGUGCUCAGCAGCACAGUCCUGCUGCAGAUCAUCACCAUCAACAUGUUCACCAUCCACAACGCUCACAGCAGAGCGGAGGAGGGAGAGGCUCGCUCUGUGCUGCAGGAGCAGAGCACUGCUCUGGGUCUGGCCAUGUUCGCUCUCCUGGUGCAGCGCUGCACGGAUAUACUCAGAGGAAUGCAAACAGAAACUGUGUCCACUGCAGGAGACAAAGAGGAGCCGAUGGUGAGGGUCUCUGCGUUCCCUCAGGACCUGCGCGAGCUGCUGCCCAGUAUCAAAGUCUGGUCUGACUGGAUGUUGGGGCAACCGACCCAGUGGAACCCCCCGCCCUGCGGCCUGCAGUCCAGCCCUGACGUGUGGCGCUGCCUGGCUGACCUGUGUAAUGUUCUGGCCCUCGCGGACCACGAGGAGGUCCCCCUGUACAAAGUGGACUCAGAGGAGGUGGAGGGAGACGAGGACCUGUCGCUGCUGCAGCUCAAAGAGGACCGACUGCUCGCUGGCUUUGUGCCACUGUUGGCUGCACCACAGGAGCCGUGCUACACAGACGGACAGACAGAGAUGACAAUUGCAGAAGACUGUAAGAGGGUGACUGUACUCAAAUAUUUCUUGGAAGCCUUGUGUGGACAGGAAGAGCCUCUGCUGGCCUUUAAAGGUGGCAAAUAUGUCUCUGUGGCCUGUUCGCCAAACACUAAUGUAACAAAUAAACAAGUUACGUCCACACUGAAAGAGUCAGAGGAUGUGAUCGUGGAAGCAGACUCCUCCGUCUCGGCUUCAGAGGGAGAUGAGAUCGACGAGGCAGACGAUGGCGAGAACGGCAUUAAGGAACUGAGGGCACGCCGCCACGCUCUGGUGAACCAACUGGCUCAAGAGCAGAAAAGAAAGGAUAAGUUUAUGGCCGUGCUGCAAACGGGCGGGCCGCUGGAGCUGGAGGUGCAGCCUUUCUUUCUGGUUCCUGACACAAAUGCAUUCGUAGAUCAUUUGGACGGACUGAAGAAACUUCUGCAAAGUGGCGCUUACAUCAUUGUUGUGCCACUUAUCGUGAUUACCGAGCUGGACGGUCUGGCUAAAGGGCAGGACAAUUUGCUGGGGCCGGGGUCAGGUGGUCGUUCAAACUCCAACGUGAACGCUGCUCACAUAAAGGCGGUGCAGGAGAAGGCCAGAGCUGCCGUGUCGUUCUUGGAGAAAGGUUUUGAGUCACGUGAGCCGUACCUCCGAGCUCUGACCAGUCGCGGAAAUCAACUGGAAUCGAUUGCAUUCCGCAGCGAGGAUACGUCUGGGCAACAGGGCAACAACGAUGACGUCAUUCUGUCCUGCUGUCUUCACUACUGCAACGACAAAGCCAAGGACUUCAUGCCUGAUAAGAAAAACGGGACGGUGAGGUUAAGGAGAGAAGUCGUCCUCCUCACAGACGACCGUAACCUCCGCGUCAAAGCUUUGACCCGGAACGUCCCAGUCAGAGACAUCCCGGCCUUCCUGAGCUGGGCCAAAGUGGGCUGA
Messenger RNA from Knipowitschia caucasica, 6288 nucleotides. Lineage: Eukaryota; Metazoa; Chordata; Actinopteri; Gobiiformes; Gobiidae. The record is from the annotation of a GenBank genome assembly.